UUUCUAAUAUAAAUUACUAUUAUAAAAUUCAUUAUUUGAAUGUAUGGCUAUUUUCGCAGCUAAAUGUCAGCGUUACAAAAAUGGUAAAACUAUUUACAUUUAACACAGUAUCUAUCUUAGUAUACAAAGCAAUUAAGAACCCCAUCCUGUAACAUCGAGGUAUGGAUAAUAUCUAACAAUGUUAUUCACAUGUCAUAUAGAUCAUUAUAUACUUAAUUUCAUUUAUAAUUAUUAGUUUAGUAUUAUACAACAACUUCCUAGGGCUACAACCCUAGUGUUUGAGUUACACACGCCCACUCACACCCCCAAAAAAGUUUUUUUUUUCUUCCAAGCCUGAAGGAACACUAUAUGAAAAAAAAGUAGGAUAGUAUCACGAAGUUAACGUAAUUUUAAUAUACCCUUUCUAUAACUAAACUAAGAAAUAGUCUGCCAAAGCUUAAAUUGAUUACUUCUAGUUAAUAUAAUACAUCACAUAAUGUCUGUUGAAACUGCUUUAUCAUACGCUGCUUUAAUCUUAGCUGAUUCCGAAACCGAAAUCACUUCUGAAAAAUUAUUAGCUUUAACUCAAAAUGCUAAAAUUGAAGUUGAUGGUAUUUGGGCUGAUUUAUUUGCCAAAGCUUUAGAUGGUAAGAACUUGAAGGAUUACUUCUUCAACAUCAAUGCUUCCCCAGCUGCUGGUGUUGCCUCUUCUGGUGCUGCUGCCGGUGGUGCUGCUGCCACUGAAGAAGCUGCUGAAGAAGAAGUUGAAGAAGCUAAAGAAGAAUCUGAUGAUGAUAUGGGUUUCGGUUUAUUCGAUUAAACAAGUCAUUCAUUAAUCAUUUAAGAAGAGAAUAUUUAUUAUAUUUUAAUAUCAUUUAACAACU
Molecule: messenger RNA, 863 nt
Organism: Scheffersomyces coipomensis
Lineage: Eukaryota; Fungi; Ascomycota; Pichiomycetes; Serinales; Debaryomycetaceae
Gene: RPP1A
Product: ribosomal protein P1
Exons: 1
Coding region: 476-799 (107 amino acids)
Biological process (GO): cytoplasmic translation; translational elongation
Cellular component (GO): cytosolic large ribosomal subunit; ribosome
Molecular function (GO): structural constituent of ribosome; protein kinase activator activity; ribonucleoprotein complex binding
Source: RefSeq, a predicted model, not a curated record